UGGUGGAGCUUCAGUAUUUACAACAACAUUUGUCUGAAGACUUCGCGACGCUGCUGUCCAUCACAGACAGACAGACAGGGAGGGAGGGAGUCAACCCAUCAGUGAGACAGCUUUUGUAUCCUUCCUCUGCUACACGAUGGCUGUCGCGUCCAGUUCGGACUUCUUUUCUGCAUUUUGGAGACAUAUUUCCCACAAUGUUGGCGAGUGAAAUCCGUCUACCUUGUGUACUGCAGUGGUGCGCAGCUUCGCCUGGAGAAACACCUGUACGCCUCUUCUCUCCACUGGCCCCACAGCCAUGAAUGUUGAAUAGGCAACCGAUUACCCCUAAGGCGCGGCGUCUGUCUGCAUUUAUCUAAGAGAAAGAAGCAGAGAGGGAGCAGCACAAAUACCGCACAGCCAGACAUCAUGCAAGGUGAAUCCUUCCCUCGCUGCAGAGUGCUGAAAUGUUAGGACUGAAGAGCAAGAGUGUCAGAUCGAAUCAGCUGACUGUUUACCGUAGGGGGGGCAAUAAGAGCUGCUUGACACUAUACUCACUAACGCCCUGUGUGUGGUUUAAUGCCCCUUUCAAUCACAAUCAAGAAAAGACGUGUUAACUGAUCUUUCAUCAGCACUUUUCCAGCCAACGUCAGGUUUAGCAAUCCGAGCCGAGAUGGAGUGGUCACUGGAGAACGUGAGAGAGAUGGUGGCUGGAGGCAUGCAGUCCAUAAGGGAGUGUGAGAUCUGUGCUUUUGCCAUAGCCAUGUGUGUGCUGCUGCUGUUUAUGUGGUACUGUUACAGGGUGGGCCGCGAGCACGGCUCCAGCCCCUUGCGUGGGAGGUAUCUGUCUGGGCCCAGUCGGAUCGGAGGAGUGGUGGGGGGCUUCAUGAGUUCAGACUGCCGAAACAGGGGCAAAGGGAAGCAGGGGUCGAUGCUGGAGGAGCAGAACGGCUUCGCUUUCUGCCAGUCGUCAGACUGCUUCCGAUGCACCAGCGCUGGAGAGAGUCUGAACCAGAAGCUCUAUCACAGCCUGCAGGACUACGCCAAACGCUACACCUGGUCAGGAAUGGGCAGGGUGCACAAAGGUGUCCGUGAUCAAGGCCGAUACCUAAACAGCCGACCCACCAUCCAGCGGCCAGAGGUGUUCUUUCUCCCAGACCUCCCCUCAGCCCCGUUCUUUUCCAGAGAAGUGCAGAGACAUGACGUGGAGCUGCUGGAGCAGAGCUUCCCCGCCCUCAUGGCCGAGUUUGAGAGCAUCUACCACCAGCCCCCGGCCCGCAGCGGCUCCUCCCUGCCACCAGGGUGGAAAUCCAACAACACCCCACGUGGGCAGUGGUGGACCUACUACCUGGUCAACCAAGGCACCCCCCUGGUUCUCAACGUGAGGAGGUGUCCGCGGGCCUGGAGGGUGCUGGGCCAGCUGCGCACCUUCAUCGCCAACAACGUGUUCGGAAACGCCUGCUUCUCCGUGCUGACUCCUGGAGCGUUGAUCACCGAGCAUUACGGUCCAACAAACGUCCGGCUGCGCUGCCACCUGGGUCUCAGAGUGCCCCCCUCCUGCGAGCUGGUGGUUGGUGGAGAGCCGCAGUGCUGGUCUGAGGGCAGCUGCCUGCUAUUCGAUGACUCCUUCCUCCACAGGGCCUUCCACGAGGGCGGUGCAGAGGACGGCCCCCGGGUGGUCUUCAUGGUGGACCUCUGGCACCCUAAUGUGGCCGCUGCUGAGAGACAAGCCUUGGACUACAUUUUUACUCCAGGUCGCUUAGAGGACAAAGAAGGGAAAUAGGUGUGAGUGAGAAACCGUGUCUGACCGAGAGACAGAUGGCGUUUUAGGGAGGUGUCUGUAGGAUUGGGGAGCAUCUCUUUUUCUGCCUCCAGACCAGCUCUCACAUCCACUGUGUACAUAUUCUCCGUGUCCUAUCUCAUAACUCUCUUAGCAGAAGACCAAACAUUGGGCCUCUUUUAUCAUUCAUGUUUUUGCCUGUAUAAUAAAAGGCAGCCACAAUUGAAAGUAGCUUUUUUGCUAAACUUAGCAGGAGCACGAUUGUUCAUGGAGCCAUCUAAAUAACAUGGCAGGGACCUUUUGAAUCUUUGAAUGUUAACGCAUUUGCAUAUAGAUGAAUGCUGUGACUGAACAGUUUAUCAAAUCUGUUCUGGACCCUCUUUACCCAUAUAGGAUUAUUUGUAAAUCUCAAAUUAGUUUAAUUUCUGCUUGAAACUGUUCAACAGUAACGAGCAAAGUACAUUACAGAUUUGAUAAAUGGCUCAAAGCAAGCCAAACAAUAACCGUCACCAUCUUACACUUCUGCUUUACAGUAUGUAUGGAGCCAUAAGGCCACAUAUUCUGAAUGAACUGAAGUCAUCGAGUUAGCAUUUAUGGGUCCGGAGUUAUCCCAACUUGUUGGUGGUAUUACUUUGCACUUAACAUUGAUUGCUUUACACUUACUGUUACACCUAUAUCUUUGCAAGGGCUAAACAUUUGAUCGUUAGACUUUUUAUAUUACUCAACACAUCCGUUCACACUUAAGAUGCAUUGUUUUUUUCACACAAAUACGGUUGUCAGUGAGGUUACACAUUUUUCUUUACUGUUACAUACUUUUUAACUGUUUUCAUGAUGAGAGGGUAAUUCUCUUCGUGGUAAAAUAGUGACAUUUUCAGUGAUAGUAGUGCCUAUGUACAUCAACUAAAAUAAGUGAAGCUAAAGCAAAGCCAUCAUUGCUACAUUGCUGGAUGACUUAAAGCCUCCUGUUCAAACUAUUGUCAUAAACACGUUAAGCCAUAUAACAGGGAGGUGUAGCUUUCCUAAAACUGAUUAAUGGUAAAAUAAGCAAAUGCAGUGUCAUUCUGUAAAUGUCCGUUUAAUCACAUACAGGAUGCACCAUUGGGGCUCUAAAUCAAAUGUGUAUACUCAAACAAAAGAAAUGCAGAACCUGCUAUUUCAUUGGGAUUUGGUUACCUAAAGAAAGUUAUCAUUUUUGUAAUCAUCUAUUCUAUUCAUAUGUGCUUUGAUAGAUAUUUGAUAACUGAGGUCCAAUGUUGAUGAUGUCAUGAAUGUUUACAGACGCAGCUAAUGUCUUUGUCCUGACUUCUGCCGAUGUGGUAGUUUAUGGUUUAUUGUGCUCCCCUUUGAAAAAAUCAAUCCUGCUUACUAAAGAGUCGGUUAGAAAAGCACAUUUUUAGGUCAAAUUGUGUGAGUCGGCCUGUGCUGGAUAAGAAGCGUUUUUGGUAAAUUUACUAAACUCUUGUAAUUUGGUUGUAUUUGAUAUCAGGUUUGUAUUUCUGUAAAUAGGGUUGAGGUAAAAAAAAAAAAAUGAGCGGUCUGAGAUGAUUUGAGAUGAUUGUCUUCAAUGCUAUAACUAUUGUGUUGUCUUUAUUUACAGCUACAGCGAAUGCAUUUCAUUCUCCGUUCUCAAAAAGCCAGCCAUGAGUCAAUUUUGAUUACAUUUGUAGAUUCUGUAAAAUGUUUAUGAAGUACUAUCUCUGUUGUUCUGUGAAGUAUUUUUUUUUAAAACCACUUCUGCACAUUUGCAGGAGUUGUGCGCCAUAGUUAAAGCCACAAUCCUUAAUUCUUCAACAGCACUUCAUGAAUAUAUGUGCACUAAAGGUAGAGAAAAUUAAUUUUCAGCUUUACAGGUCCAUAGCAAUUCAAGAUACCCAUCUAUUAAAAUGUAAUGUUUACAAAAAGAUUUACACGCUGUUUACACGACGCCGACACUCACAUUGAGCUGUCCAUAAUUAGGUUUA
Notothenia coriiceps (black rockcod) is the source of this 3717-nucleotide messenger RNA. It is a transcript of the gene asphd2, whose product is annotated as aspartate beta-hydroxylase domain containing 2. The transcript is spliced from 4 exons. Gene Ontology annotation, cellular component: membrane. The record is from RefSeq and is a predicted model, not a curated record. The coding region runs from base 650 to 1759 and encodes 369 amino acids. NCBI's taxonomy places the organism in Eukaryota, Metazoa, Chordata, Actinopteri, Perciformes, Nototheniidae.